AUGGGAAUCUCUAGCAAAUAUUCGUGCCAGGCGAGCUCCAAGACCGCCGGCAGCUCGACCUCCACCGCUAGCGAUACCUCGGAUCGUUCGAGGAGCACCGCCCCGACCAUCUAUAGCGACCGUCCAACCUCCAAACGGAUGGAGCCGACAGACACCUAUGCGCAGGACCCAAGGGAUUCGGCAUCCACGUAUGCAUCGACCGCGUCGCCCGUGGACGACUCGCCCGAGCUCCCGCCACGUUUCGAAGUGACAGAUCGUCGGUUGGACGCAUACUCGACCGAUGUGCUGCCCUCCACCCCGUCUACGUUUGGUAAACUAUUUCCGUCGUCGCGACGGCUCCUGAUCCGCCACGACGAUGCAACCAUUGACGGCAACAUGAACCUGCGGGUCGACACGGUGGUCCACCACCGGGGCGGCUACCAGCAGGACGUGACGUUGUUCCAUCUGCGCAUGUAUGAUCUGUUCUCUCGGAAGUCGUCCUUCCGCCGUUACUGUCGCGAGUCAGGCCGCGAGAUCUGCCAUUCGGAACGAAGACCCGUGCAAUCGAGUUUGGGCAUGAAGCCGGCGUUUCGGCGGUCGUGGAACAGUGUGCUGGCUAGCUUGCGCCCAGGAUCGAGUGGGCAUGGGUCCGCCCUCACCGUGGAACCUAGGAGUCAAUACUUGGGCUGUCAGGCGGCCAGGGAUGAGGUGGUCGACGGCGAGGAGGACAUGGAUGAGGAGCGGAGUGUGCACCGGCCAGUCGCCCUGGCGGAGAACACGCUACUGGAGUUCUCCAACUAUGCACGUGUCGAGAUCAGGAGGCGCGGCGCCGGGCUACCCAAACGAUACGAAUAUGAAUAUUGGUCCACCAAGUACCAGUGGAGACGGGAGAGUCGGCGGGAGGGCGAUCUGCGGGGCGUAUCCUAUCACCUCUUUGAUACGCGCGCGUCACGCACCAUCGCCCAUAUGGUCCCCGACAUCCUGACCCCGAUGGAAGAGAUCGAGGAGGAGAGCAAGGGAGGCUGGAUUCCUCCGUCAUCCAUGUGGAUCAGUGAUGCGUCGGUAUACGAGAAGAUGCCCGAUGCAGCCGAUGUGAUAGUCGCGACCGGGUUGAUGGUGCUAGUCGACGACUGCAUCCGCCGACGGUGGCAUUCCGACAAGUCCCCUCCUCUUGCGCGCCCGAUGCGUCACUCGAUCAGCAGAGGCGUGGAGCUCAUAGGCCCCAAGCGACUGAUUGAUGAAGUGUUUCAUCGACGAGGAUCUGCCUAA
Aspergillus campestris IBT 28561 is the source of this 1248-nucleotide messenger RNA. RefSeq lists its product as uncharacterized. The transcript is spliced from 2 exons. The coding region runs from base 1 to 1248 and encodes 415 amino acids. The record is from RefSeq and is a predicted model, not a curated record. NCBI's taxonomy places the organism in Eukaryota, Fungi, Ascomycota, Eurotiomycetes, Eurotiales, Aspergillaceae.